AAACGGCCAUAGAAAUUAAAGAGAGAGAGAGAGAUGUGAUUGAGGUUAAGUUUACUUCAUUUCUUCAUUACUUCACAUUUUCACAUGUAUUUUGUUUACAAAGAAUAGUUCGAAGAAAUUUUUAGGAUUUCUAUAGAUUAUUUCAAAUAUUCAAGUCUUCAAAACUACUAACUACUAUGAAAAAACCCAAGGGAAAAACAACCUCAGCGAAUUCCUCAGCUGUAAUGGAAUUUGGUAAUGAUUUUACUCAAGAACAAGAAGAAAUGAAAAAAUGGUAUGAAGAGCUCGGGGAGGAUCCAAAGAGUUUUUCCAAGUCGACAGAGCAAGUUUUGAUUGACCUGAAAGAUGAAGCGAAAAAGUGUCAUGAUGCAGAAGUUGCUAAUUAUAAUAUCAAAAAUUCCAAAACAAACUCAAAUUAUCAGUGGAUGAAAACAGUUAUGUCCAAGGGUACCGUUUCUGAUAAAAUAGCUGCUCAUGUUGUUUCCAUUCAAGAUAACCCAAUUGCAAAUUUGGAAACUAUUAGGAAUCUUGUUGGAAUGGUCAAAGUAAGCAAGAAAAAGGAAUGUGUGAAAGUCAUGGAGACACUGACGGAAUUAUUUUUAUCUGACCUGCUGAGACCUGGUCAAAAAUUGAAGCCCUUCCAUCAGAGACCACUUUCCAAGUUGAAUGACCUUUCCUCUGGUAAUGCGGUGACUAGAAGAAAAAUACUAAGCUUUUGGUAUUUUGAAGAUCAGCUCAAAGAAAUUUACACUUCUUUUGUAUUGGCCUUGAAUACUGUGGCACACGAUACAGUCGAUAGUAAUAAAGACAAAGCAAUCACUGCUAUGUAUAAGCUUUUGGCAGAUAAUCCAGAGCAAGAAAAAAAUCUGCUCACAUAUAUCAUCAAUAAACUGGGAGAUCCUUCUCAGAAGGUUGCGUCUAAAGUGAUAUACUGCUUGACGCAGUUGUUAUUCAAACACAUCAAUAUGCAAGUGGUGGUGUUGAACGAAAUCGAAAAAUUGAUGUUUCGACCCAACAUUUCUAGCAGGGCACAGUACUACGGUUUAUGUCUCUUAUCCCAGUACCAUUUGAGCCACGACACUGACGAAGUCGCUAGGAAACUGAUUGAAUUAUAUUUUUCGUUCUUCAAAUCAUGUGUCAAAACGGGUGAUGUGGACAGCAGAAUGAUGUCUGCGCUUCUCAUGGGUAUGAAUAGGGCUUACCCAUAUGCAAAAAUGGACUACCCCAAAGUGUCUGAGCAUAUAGACACCAUGUAUAGAUUAGUUCACAUGGCCAAUUUCAAUAUCAGCUUGCACGCCCUGGCGCUUCUUUAUCAAGUUUCUGAUUUUGGAAAUAAUAUAUCAGACAGGUUUUAUGGUGCUUUGUACAAAAAGUUAUUCGAUACACAUUUACUGAAAACGACUCACCAAGCCAUGUUGCUGAGCUUAGUAUAUAAAGCCCUUCUCAAGGACAAGGAAAUCAACAGAGUGAAAAUGUUUGUGAAGAGAUUGUUGCAGAUAUCUCUUUACACACAACCAAGUUUUUCAUGUGGAAUCCUCUACCUCAUCUCCCAGCUUUUGUCUAAAAAAGAGAAUGUCCUCAGCCUCACGUUGAGUCAGUUAACAAUUGAUGGUUUAGACGAAGACGACGACGAUUUUGAAGAAAAAUAUGGUGCCAAUGCGAAGGAUCAGGUUGAUGCGUCUGUUCAAGAAAUAAAGGAAGAAGUUGAGGACCCUGAUUUUUCUCAACAAAUCACCGAGGUUAAUGAUUCAACUGUUAUUGACGGCGACCCAAUUGAAAUAAAAGAAGAAGAUGAAGACGUAAAACCCGACAUCCAAUCACUUGAGAACUCCGGAGGAAGUUGGCAUCACCUAAAGAUUGCUGUCAAGAAAGAAAAAUCUCCCACCUCGAAAUACAACCCUUUCGCAAGAAACCCUCUGUAUGGAGGUGGUGAAUUUUGCGCUUAUACCGAACUGCGCUCUCUUGUUAACCACUUUCACCCAACAGUGUCCCUUUUCGCUUACAAUAUCUUGAACGGUGAGAGGAUAAACUACACGGGAGAUCCGCUAAAAGAUUUCACGCUGAUAAGGUUCCUGGAAAGGUUCGUGUUCAAAAACCCGAGGAAGGUGGAAGAGAAGCCUGGCAAGCAUCCAACUUUUGGUAAACGGAAGCUGUACAGGCCUAAGGGUAUCAAGAUGAUCCCUGUCAAAUCUGCGAAUUACGUCAGGGAGAAUCCCGAAAAUAUACCUGUCGAUGAACUGUUUGUACACACCUACCUACAACAAAAAUACCAAGAAAAGGAUACCGAAGACAAUGAAGAUAGCGAUCUUGAAUCCGUUCAGAGUGAAGAAUUUGAAGAAAUGCUCGAUAAAAUGGCGGGUGUCCGCGAAGCAGAUGACAGCAUAGACUACAUGAAUGAAAUAGGAGACAACCUGAACCGAACCGAUAAAAAAAAUAAAAAAAAAACGAGUGACGAGGAAGAAGAAGGAAGCGAAGGAUACUUAUCAGAUCAAGAAGAAAUGGAUGAUGAUCUUGAUGAUGAUGACUUAGAUGAUGAAGAACUAGAUGACGAAGAAGGUGACAUCGAUGAAGAAGAAUUUGAUGAAAACGACGAAGAACUGUUAGGGGAUCUAAGUGAUGAUGAUGAUGUAGAAGACAUGGAGUUCAUGGACGAGGAACCGAGCAACAAGAAGAGGAACAAGUUUAAGAAGAGGGGAGAUGACAUCAUGUCUCAGUUUGCUUCGGCUGAAGAAUUCGCCACACUUCUUGAUGAAGAGGGCAGUUCGAGAGUUAAGCCUGGUGGUUCAAACGUGUUUGCCAAUAAAGAUCAUGCCAACACGAAGCAGUUGGCUUGGGAAGAAAACAGGAAUAGGUGGAUCAAAGGGUUCAGCAGGGCGGUAGGAGGAAAAAGCUCCAGGGAAUUUUCACAGAAAAACAAGGAGUUCCCCAAAAAGCGAAAAAACAAUAAUAAAUUCAAAAACACUAACAAGAAGUUCAAAAAAUAAUAUUGUUGCGUAAUUUGUUUGGAAUAUUGAUUUAAUGUAAAUAAAGCAUGUUAUUUUCU
This is a messenger RNA of Leptinotarsa decemlineata (Colorado potato beetle), 3043 nucleotides long. RefSeq names its product Nucleolar complex protein 1 (gene Noc1). Gene Ontology annotation, cellular component: nucleus. The record is from RefSeq and is a predicted model, not a curated record. NCBI's taxonomy places the organism in Eukaryota, Metazoa, Arthropoda, Insecta, Coleoptera, Chrysomelidae.